Messenger RNA from Zea mays, 698 nucleotides. Its product is annotated as allyl alcohol dehydrogenase-like protein. The record is from RefSeq and is marked provisional. Lineage: Eukaryota; Viridiplantae; Streptophyta; Magnoliopsida; Poales; Poaceae. The transcript has a single exon. Bases 89 to 394 code for a protein of 101 amino acids.
ACCACCACCCGAGCGGGCCCGAACUCCGUCACAACACGCAAAACCCUAACCCAAUCUCGUUUCCCACGUCUCUCGCUCCCAGUCCCAGAUGGGUCUCUUCUCGUGGUGGAGGGGAGGGCGACGCGGCGGCGCCCCGCCGGACCAGCAAGCCUCGGCGGUUGCGGGGGUCGUGGGGACCGACGUGGCAGCUUCUGGCACCCACGGGGCGGUGGAGGUGCGGCGGCAGCGGCAGGCUGCGGACGCGACGGUGUUCGAAUUCGGGUCCGCGGCGGAGUCUGGCGCCGCUGUGACGCUCGCCGGCUACUGCCCCGUAUCUGAUGAGCUCGAGCCGUGCCGCUGGGAGCUUGUCCCGGCCGCUGUUGAUGGCGCGCCGCAGUUCCGCAUCGUGUUCUGAGCGUGAGACAUCUCGGAUGGUACCGAAUUUCAUAGGUAUAAAGAUGUGGUGUUUGGGGGUGUACUGGUAACCAAGCAUUCAGCUAAAAUAAAACUUGUGAUGUGGUUGAUGAGCUUCUGAUUAGAUAUGGAUGGUCAUAUAUGCUCACUUUGUCUGGAUGGAUUCUUUUAUGAUUACAGAUGAACUAAUUCGUCACUACAGACAAACAGUAAUGUAAGAGCGCUAAAAUUUAUGGAUGAGUUAUAGCAUGAUCGAAAAAAAAUGCUUGGUAGAUGCAGUGGACAUGAGAGAGAGUUUCUUAAAA